AUGCGCUCGCGGGACGCUGUCCGCCUCGACGACCCCUUCCCUGCCCGACCACCGCUCGACGCCCGACCCGCAUCCGCUCGGCAAGACGCACACGCCAUCGACGUCGCUCGCGAGCUCCCUCUCGCGCUAGGGCGUGCCCGCACCGCCCUCGCCGCCUCCCCGUCCUCCUCGGCGGCCGACAUCGUCCUUCGUGCCCGAUCCGCGUCGAGCGCAGACGACGACAACCAGCACCCGCCCAUCCCUCCUCCCCUUAUCCGCCUCGACCCAGAACCGCGCGCCGCUCGCGACGGCCUCCUCACGCCCUUCCUCCUCCACGCCCUCUUCCUCGGCGCCAGUGCCCUCGGCCUCCUCGCGCGCCGCAAGGUGCCCGCGCCGGACCAGGCGCAGCGCAGUACCGCGCACGAGACGGCUGAGCGCGAGCGGCAACAUGCCGAGGACCGCGUCGACGAGCUGCAGGCGCUCGACCUGCUCGUCACAGUGUGCACGGUGCCCGAGGCGACCGGCGUCGACGUCGACCCGCACGCGUGGCGCGAAGGCCAGCUUCGUCACCUGACGAAGCUGCUCGGCCGUCUCGACACGGCGCAGGCGCCCGUCAGCGCCCAGACGGUCGCGUCGGUCCUCCAUUUUGUCGGCUUCGAGGCGCCGGUCGAGCCCGAGGCCCGAUCCCUCGAGGCGCACUCGCCCUCGAGGUACAGCCUGGCGCGGCCCGUGCUCGGCCUGUGGGCCUGGCGGGCGUACGAGGCGUCACGGCUUCAGCCUGACGCCGCUGCCGCGCCCGACCGCCUCGAGGCAAGCAUCCUCGGCGCCUUCUUGGCCCUCCUGUACCCGCCAACCCGCACCGAGGAGAACCGCUUCUUCUUCCCGUCGAACCUGUCGUCCACGACCGACCGCCACAUCCUCAACCUCGUCUCGAAGCGCGUGCUCGCCGACGGCUACACGCCUACGCGCGGGCUCCUCAAGGCGUUCGCCAGCGCCGUUAACCGCGCACGCCGCGUCGACCUGCUCGAGGCGCUCGUCGUUCACCCGGACCUUCACCCCGAGCUGCGCCUCACAGUCGUCCUCAACGCGAUCAAGCACCUCGCCCAGAACGACCUCGGCCGGCACGACGUCGAGCGCGUGUCGCGGUGGGCCAGCAGGCUCGUUGUCGCCAUCGAGCAGCUCGAGACCGUCUCGCUGCAGCAGGUGCGCGACGUCGAGGUGGCCAUACGGCGGCUGCAGCGCGAGUUCAAGGUCGACCCGGCGCUCGUCGCGCCGCUCGUCACGGACGUCGUCGUCGCGCUGCUCCAGUCGCCGGCGCAGCACAAGCUCCUCGAGGGCUCGAUGGUCAUCGGCGCGUUGCGGCACCUCCUGCGCUCCGGCAACACGAGCGAUGCUCGGCGCCUGUUCGACGCCAUCCCGUCGAGCGGGCUCUCGCUCGCGCACUGCGAGGCGCUCCUCAAGUCGCCCGACACGACGCUCGUACGCCACGCCUGGAGCACCCUGCAUGCGCACCCGAUACUCGAGCCGACGAUCCACCUUUGCGAGCUGUACUUUGCCGCCCUCGCCCGCCCGAGCACAGACGACGCCACCUCGUCGACUCGAGUCCGCCUCGCGACCACCGCCUUCCGCCGCGCCCGCCUCCUGUCGUCCACCAAGGUGCCCCUCGACCGCCUGUGGCACGCCUACCUGUCGGUCUGCGCGACGCAUGCGCCGACCGGCAUGGUGCACAAGCUCGUCUCGCGCAUGGAGCGCGAGGACGGGAUCGCGCCGCACGCGCGCACGGCGGCGCUCCUCGUCGAGCGCGAGAUGCGCCGCGAGGACAUCAAGGUGCGCCGCGUCGAGGUCGUCGGCGCGCACGGCGAGCGCGACGUCGUCGUCGAGCGGACGGCGAGGCGCGGCGGCGGCAAGGCGCAGAUGCGGCGCGUGCGGGACACGGCGCGCGAGUGGAGCAGGAAGCUCGCGGCGUCGUCGUGUACGGCGGGCGAUGGCGAGGCGGUGGCGGCAGCGGCGGCGGCGGCCAAGCGGGACGGCGACGAGCGGGUCGUGCCCUGGCAGGCCGAGCUCGACCACCUCGUCCUCAAGGACGCGGUUCGCUGGCGGCGCGAGUACGACACGGCCAAGCUCGCCGUCCUCGUCCGUGCCCGACUCGGCAUCGACCUCGCGCCGCUCGUUCUCGUCGCCGCCGCCGCCGGUCCAGAUCACGACGCCGUCGCCGCCAAGGCCGUCGCCGCCGCGCUCGCCUCGCCCGCAACCCGCACCCUCGACCCCGACGCAUGGCGUCAAAGUCGCGAGCGCGAGCUCAAGCUGUUUGCGCGCGGGCUCGAGCACCGAGGGCGGGAGGACCUCGGCCGGGUCCUGCGCAAGGUGUUGAGGGAGGAGGCGGCGCGCGCUCGGCGGGAGGACCUGCGGCGGCGCAAGGAGCGGCGCAAGGAGGGCUGGAGAGCGAGGCAGAGAGGUGGCGGCACGUAGCACGGCGUGCAGGUGCAAGCGCGAGGUUGUCGAGGCGAGCCGAGCGUCGGCGGUCUGUGCGCGAGUCGCUUCCUCGCUCGAUCUCUCGCGCCGUCUCGCAGCCGGAUCUUCUCCCAG
Rhodotorula graminis WP1 is the source of this 2565-nucleotide messenger RNA. RefSeq lists its product as uncharacterized. Bases 1 to 2448 code for a protein of 815 amino acids. NCBI's taxonomy places the organism in Eukaryota, Fungi, Basidiomycota, Microbotryomycetes, Sporidiobolales, Sporidiobolaceae. The record is from RefSeq and is a predicted model, not a curated record. The transcript is spliced from 2 exons.